Messenger RNA from Ceratotherium simum simum (southern white rhinoceros), 1630 nucleotides. It is a transcript of the gene RHOU, whose product is annotated as ras homolog family member U. Lineage: Eukaryota; Metazoa; Chordata; Mammalia; Perissodactyla; Rhinocerotidae. The record is from RefSeq and is a predicted model, not a curated record. Gene Ontology annotation, biological process: small GTPase-mediated signal transduction. Gene Ontology annotation, molecular function: GTP binding; GTPase activity.
GCGCUCGGGUUCCACGGCGCUCGGCCUGCAGUCCUCCGACCGCGCGGAACAGAGCCGGGUGGCGCCGCCGGAGCACAGAGCCGCGACCCUCCGCGGCCGCCUUUGUCUGGCAGCCGUGCGUCCUGGAAGCGCCGCUCUCGGGGCCCAGGGACGCUCCCGGAGUGGUCGGUGACAGCUCCUCCCUCCCGGAGAAGUCCAGGACGGAGGGACGGUCGGGCCGGGCCCCGGUCGCCCGCGUCUGCACGUUCGAGCGCGCGGACCCAUGCCCCCGCAGCAGGGGGACUCCGCAUUCCCCGGCCGCUGCGAGGCGCCGCCCGUGCCGCCGCGCCGAGAGCGCGGGGGGCGCGGGGGGCGCGGACCCGGAGCGCCAGGUGGCCGGGGGCGCGCGGGCGGUGGCGAGGGGCGCGGCAUCAAGUGCGUGCUGGUCGGUGACGGCGCCGUGGGCAAGACGAGCCUCGUGGUGAGCUACACCACCAACGGCUACCCCACCGAGUACAUCCCCACCGCCUUCGACAACUUCUCGGCUGUGGUGUCCGUGGAUGGGCGGCCUGUGAGACUCCAGCUCUGUGACACGGCAGGACAGGAUGAGUUUGACAAGCUCCGGCCUCUCUGCUACACCAACACCGACAUCUUCCUUCUGUGCUUCAGUGUUGUGAGCCCCUCCUCUUUCCAGAACGUCAGUGAGAAAUGGGUGCCAGAGAUUCGAUGCCACUGUCCCAAAGCCCCCAUCCUCCUAGUUGGAACUCAGUCAGAUCUCAGAGAAGAUGUCAAAGUCCUCAUUGAGUUGGACAAAUGCAAAGAGAAGCCAGUGCCUGAAGAGGCGGCUAAGCUGUGUGCUGAGGAAAUCAAAGCCGCCUCCUACAUCGAGUGUUCGGCCUUGACUCAGAAAAACCUCAAAGAGGUCUUUGAUGCGGCCAUCGUCGCUGGCAUUCAGUACGCGGACUCGCAGCAGCAGCCAAAGAAGUCCAAAAGCAGGACUCCAGACAAAAUGAAAAACCUCUCCAAGUCCUGGUGGAAGAAGUACUGCUGUUUCGUAUGAUGCUGGCAAGAAACCCAGAAAGGCUAUUUUCAGAUGAAAUUGAUAUUAGAAGCUAUAUUAGCUGAACUGACUCCUUUUACUGUGUAGAACCUGUCUGGAGAGCGUGUGUGUGUGUGUCCUAGGAGGAGUUCCCAACCCAGGCGUUCCUUCUCGCCUCUGGUUCUCUUGUUUGUUUGCCCUUAGGGAGAGAUACUUAUGCAAGAUAUUUUUGAAAUAAGUUAAGCAUGUUUCCUAACUCUGGAAAUUUAGAGCUCUAGACCUCUGGAUUAAUUUAUAUCUAAUAUAGGAAAGACACCUCAAAUCUGGGUGUCAAGAGUGAAAUUUUGCUACGUUAUAAUGUACAGAAGAACAAAGAGGAAAUGGUGUGGUUAACCAUCCCUUCAUUAAGGGCUACUUAGUGCGCAGUGCAUUGUACACACAGGCCAGCCAUGGUAAGAGUAACUCUUAGUUUUGAAACUCCAUACUUCUUUUUUCUUUCUUUAAAGAGCAAAAAUCUGAGAAAAAAUGAGAGACUUCUGCCUACAAAAACCUCAAACCAGUCACGUUUUUCAUAUGCUAAUGCCCAGUUGCUUAAGAUUUAAAAACAACCAA